GCUCCUCUUUCAUCUCCGGCAACACACCAAAGCUUAGAGUCGCCGCUUUCACCUCCGGCAGCACACCAAAGCCCACUUUGCCAAGCAAGCUACCUUAUCUAGGAAGUGGUACUGGCUGAUCUAUCCACCAAGGAAGGCGAGAUGGUUCCGACCUGUGACCCUGCACUCGGCUCCGUCUGCACCUUCUUCCUGCCGAAGAUCUGGUCAGCGAUUUGGCAAAAGGAAAAGCUUGAUAUUGAAGUCCAAUCCUUGAAGGCCGAGCUUCGGCAUGUACUAGGAAUUAUUCAGGACUGUCGUUUGAGGGGCAGCGAUCCGGGGGGAACCCUGAAUAUUGCAAAGCUCAGACAAAUGGCAAAUGAAAUAGAAGACUGCAUACAAAGCUGCCAGAUCGCGAAGACUCUGAAGACGCGCGCAGACCUUAUUAGAAUGAUUCCUAACCUCAAGGAAAGAUCAAAAGAACUGGGAGAAAAUUAUAAGGCCCAGCAGAAAUCAGUACCACCAUCCACGAGAGAGGAAUCAACGACCUCAAGACAUCAAGGAAGUUCUGGAGGUUCCGGAGCUUCUGGACAUGGACAAUCAUUGCCUGGAGGUGACUCUGGAGUUGUAGAGCCAUCCUGUACUGAUCCCGUGGACAUGGAUGGUCGAAUCAAAGAGCUUCUGGAGCUGGUGAAGAGAUCUGCUAGUGAAACGAAAAGUAAUCAGCUCAAGGUGAUCUCCAUCUCUGGAUUCUGUGGCAUAGGUAAGACUCUUCUUGCCGAUCAAGUUUAUUUCCACAAAGAUUGCGCGCAGCCGCAGUUCGCUGUGCGUGCUCGGGUCUUUGCUGCCGGAAAGAGCCAUGACGAGGUCCUCGAAGAGAUACUUGAGCAAGUACUCAGCACUAGUGAGAAUGAUGGAGAGAUACGACCACAACACAAUGGCAAACUUAGUCAUGGUCGAGCCCCACAAUCCAAAAUUCCACACCCAAGGAAUAAAAGUGUGAAUGACAAGGGCAAGAAGAAAGUUCGGACUUCUUCACACUGGCAAAAUGGCGAGCUUGAUCACGGUCGAGCCACACAGUGUGUUAUUGAACGUCUCAGAUCACACCUGAAGAAUAAAAGGUUCCUGAUCCUAAUUGUGGAUAUUCAGAUAUGGACUGACAUAGCAUCUGUUUUAGAGGGAGUCGGUGAAAUGCACAGUAGGGUUAUCGUCACAACAACCAUUCAGAGCAUAGCAACAAAAUGGGCAUCUCCAAAGAACCACCUGUAUAAAAUGAGUACACUUAAUGAAGUCUACUCGGCAGUGCUGUUCUUCAAGAAAUUCAAAGGAAAAGAAUACAAAGGGCUGCAUAAGGAUGAAUUACAUUCAUCAAAGUUACUCUUGGAAAAAUGUGAAGGUCUUCCUCUUGCUCUUAUCAGCACAGCAAAAUUUUUGAGUGGUCGUAUCCUGGACAAUAAAGCAUGUUCAGAAGCCUGGAAGAGGCUUUGUGGUACAGAAAAUGAAGAAACAAGCAUGUUACAGAAGAUGCAACUUGUGCUAGCCAAUACCUGCGCUGGUCUUUCUGGUACUAAUAUGACUCCUGCCCUCAUGGAUUGCUUGUUCUAUUUCAGCAUGUUCCCACCAAACCAUCAGGUCAGGAAAAAUUCUCUAGUGAGGCGAUUGCUGGCUGAAGGAAUGGAACAAAAUGAUGCAGGAGAGAAAAUUAAUGUGGAGGAGCUCAUCCAUCGACUGAUCGAUCGAAGUAUCAUUCAGUCCAUGGAAGUGAGCACGGGGGGAGAUGUUAAGAGAUGCAAAGCUUCUAGCCUAAUGUACGAGUACAUUUUCCACAGGUCUAUGUCCGAGGAAUUCAUGGCGGUGUUCUCUGACUUGAUGGACAAUGGCUUUAAUGAAAAGGGGUAUGUCCGCCGACUUUCUAUCCAUGCUACAGAAACUGGGAUUGGGCAAGCAAAAUUGCCUGAUGAUUUAUCCCAUCUCCAUACUCUAGCGGUAUUCGACACUAAGAAACCAGAAGCUACGAGGGAUCUUGCCAAUCAUUUGUUUGGGGGGAAAGGGAUUCUUGCCAAGCAUAAAGUACUUCGGGUUUUGGAUUUGAAAGAAUGUGCUGGUCUUGAUGAAAAACAUCUUCAAACCAUAUGCAACCUGUUGUUGCUGAAAUAUCUGAGCCUCGGGGACAGUAUUGUUCGGGUUCCAAGGAAAAUAGCACAGCUUAAACUGUUGGAAACACUCGACCUAAGUAGAACCAAAGUAGUGACAGUGUACAUAGAAGUCUUUGGGCUCCCCAAAUUAACACAUCUUCUUGGGAAGGUUCGACUCUCUGCAAGGGACUCUGUAUUCGGAGUGGAAAAGUGGAAAAGGUUCUUGGCCAAUAAAUGUAAGUUGGACACCCUUGCAGGAUUCAUCACCGGCAGGAGUGAAGCAUUACCGCAACUGAUAGGUCAUAUGCGGAAACUGAAUAAGGUGAAAAUAUGGAUCCAUUCCACCGCUGAUAGGAGAAACUUGGAACAUCUAACAGAAGGCAUCAAGGAAUUCGUCAGAAAGGACAGGUAUGAAAGUGAGGCUGGUCGGUCACUAUCAAUUGACUUCUCAGGGUGCAUAGAAGAAUAUUUAGAACGAUCCUUGCAUUUCCUAAACCUAGAAGGUCCUCACACAGAUGAGAUGCAAGAAAGUGCGAACAUUCAAGGCAAUGCUCAAGGGGCUAAAAGUGAACAACAAGAAGAUUCAAAGCAAUGUAUGAGCACCGAUGGUAGCAGUGGGAGAAAUGAAAUCAAAGAUAUGAAAGAUGACAACCAAGAGUAUCAGACAGAAAAGGGGGAAGGCACUGUGAAAAAGCAAGACAAUGCCCAAGGGGAACAAAUAAACCAAGAAGACAGAGCUCAAAAAUAUCUCGGCAGCCAAGGUGGCAGUACGAGCAGUCAAAUCAAAAAUAUGUCAGAGAAUAGCCAAGACUAUCAGACACAAGAAAAAGAAGAGGCAAAAGAAGUUCCCGACUAUGAUGAUGCCAAUUCAAAAAAUGGAACUGGGAUAAUGCAAGUCCUUGUGGAGAUCCAGACAGAACUUGAUGAACGCCCCAGCAAGCUUACCUCACUCAAACUGGGUGGAAAGCUGCCAAAAUUCCCUGUUCAGUUAGUUACACAGAUGACUGGCAUUCAGAGGUUGUGCCUUUCAUCUACAGGUCUGUCUGGGAAAGAUAUUGUAGACGCCCUCAGUGUAUUGCCCAGCUUGAUUUAUCUAAAGCUGCGUGACGAUGACUUACGUCACCUCAACAUCGAAAAUAAGCAAUUUCCAAGCCUGCGACAUGUAUGCUUUUCGGUGAAAGAUGGCAAUCUGCCGUGCCCAACAUUUAUACAACAGUUCUGUAAUCUUCACGAAGUGUAUCUGCAUGCUAAUCUGGAUUACGAAGCAAGACGCCUCUGGAAAGAAGCUUCAGAGAGCCAUCCUGAGAGGCCGAGGAUUUUUUUCGCCGAAAGCAAAUAUGAGGGAACUUCAUCGGAAGCUGUGACCCAAAACCAGUAAUGAAGAUCUUCUGAGAGAUGAGGCAAAACUGUGUGCCCCUACAUGAAGAAUGAUUUCAGUUCCGAAGUACAGAAGGCAAAAAAAAAAAAAACGAAUCCCGGUUGGAUCUAUGUAGUUCAGUAGAGGGCAAGGUUUUCAUUUCCUCUUCACGGCAGGAUCCUGUCCUCGAAGCAGCAUAUGUAGGGUUUCUGCACAAGAAUUAUGGAGCCACUCUCCGUUUUGCUCCUCUCCAACGAAAAGAUCCUCUCAAACUGUCCAUUUUGAUGCGCCGACCAACCAGAAUGAUGCUUUUGUUCAGAUUUACUCUCCAAGUUCCUCUUAUUCAGUGUGUUGCCGGUGAUAUUAAACUUUAUCAUGUUGUUACAUUUACCUUAUCCAAAUUGCUUAUGCAUUAAUUUGCUAUCGUUGUAUGUCCUUCCAAAUCCAAUCUGUGAGAGUUGAACCUAGAUGGUGAGAUUGAACAUUCGCUUCGGCAACCAACUUUAUCUAGUUGAUGGUUGUUGUAUCGUCUGCAUUUGAAUGAACUGGUGUAGUGGACAUCUCA
Triticum aestivum (bread wheat) is the source of this 4033-nucleotide messenger RNA. Its product is annotated as disease resistance protein RGA4. The transcript is spliced from 4 exons. NCBI's taxonomy places the organism in Eukaryota, Viridiplantae, Streptophyta, Magnoliopsida, Poales, Poaceae. Gene Ontology annotation, biological process: defense response to other organism. The record is from RefSeq and is a predicted model, not a curated record. The coding region runs from base 142 to 3489 and encodes 1115 amino acids. Gene Ontology annotation, molecular function: ADP binding.